Limanda limanda (common dab) is the source of this 1384-nucleotide messenger RNA. RefSeq names its product IGF-like family receptor 1 (gene igflr1). The transcript has 7 exons. NCBI's taxonomy places the organism in Eukaryota, Metazoa, Chordata, Actinopteri, Pleuronectiformes, Pleuronectidae. The record is from RefSeq and is a predicted model, not a curated record. Bases 47 to 952 code for a protein of 301 amino acids. Gene Ontology annotation, molecular function: protein binding. Gene Ontology annotation, biological process: signal transduction.
GGCGCCACGUGGAGAGAGCAGGUGUUUUCAGAUAAGAGCUCAGGAGAUGGGGCACUCGGAAAAAUGCACCAACCUAACAACUUACUAUAAUACUGCUACUGCAACAUGUGAGCCGUGUAAAUUCAAACCAGGGCAUGACGUCAAUCCUAACUGUGGCCAUGCUGACGACGGAGGACGACAAGAAGUAGAGCACAGCAAAUGCGAAGCCAACUUUUUCAAUGACGGCAGCAGAGCUCUGUGUGUAGCGUGCACUUCAUGUCUGCCUGGAAGUAAAGUUAUCAGGACCUGUAACGCAACUACUGACACGGAGUGUGAAGAGCCGAGAGGCUUGACCACACAGGUUCCUGUCAAAAUUCCGGCAAACCAACACACUAACAUCAUACCAGAGAGGACAUAUCUUCCAACGACCUUCAGCCAAAUUCCAGCAGCUUCUAGUUCUGUUGUAAUAUGGGCCGUACCACUAACCAUCCUGAUUUGCAUCACACUUUCGUUGAUAUCUGCUUACAUCAUCUACAUGAAGCGAAACAAAGGUCGACGCCCAGUACUGCAUUUCAGCAAAAGGUCUUCAUUGGCUAAAGAAGGAUUCGCUCCCCUCUCUGCCACGGCCAGCAGCAACGACCUUCUCAGUCCUGACAUCCUGUCAGCACCUUUACAGACCGUGCUGAACAACCUGGAUGUUUUGGAGGAGUUGGUGAUUUUGCUAGAUCCGGAAAGUCAAUUAUUGAAAAACUCCAAGCACCUGGCAUCGCAGUGCUCCUUCCCCUCCACCUGGAUCACCUACACCUACUCCAUGAAGGACAGCAAGAGCCCCCUGAAGGCUGUGCUGGAGCGGGUCACCAGCAGCCACCCGGACUGGACAGUGGGACACCUUGCCAAGCUGCUCAGUCAAAUGGAACGCAAUGAUGCAAUCGCCGUUCUCGCCCAACUCCAACCGACCGAUUCUCCCGUGUAGUCUUCCUGCACUGGUGACUUCAGAGAUGCAGCCCCAUGCAAAAUGUAAACAUGACUUUGAGAUGAACACAUUUAAAUGUUAACUUUUACUCAAAAAGAAAAGGUGGCUUACUGAACUGAUGUACAACUAAUGGGAGUUGUGGGGCAACUUCCACUGCUCCGGUUCUGACAUUUGAUUUUGUCCUGAGUGAAAAAUGCCAAAUGACACAGAUUGGGCAGCGUCGAUACAAAGAUACUGUCUGACGGUAUCUUUGAAUGAAUCUCCACAGGUGCUUCCUCUGUGCAAGCUGAGCUGAUGACAAGAUUUUUUCUUUUUAAAUUCAAGAGAACUUUGACAUUUUUCUAAAAAUCUACUUUACCCACUUGUUUGUAACUUAAUAAUGAAAUACAAUAAUCAAUAUUACUCAAAAAAUCUCUAGAAUAUUCCAAUAAA